AUGUGGGUCAAACAUUCUGAAAGUUGGUUUCCGGACACCCCGGCAACUUCCAAAACCAGUAAAACCCGGAAUCUAUUUUGCCAUCUUACUGAUCGGACGACUGCGGCGGCCGUUUGUCUUUUGGUAUACGAAACCCUCUUGUCAUUCGACAGAGACGUCGAGUUGAUCUGGUCAGCUCCAUGGAACACUAUCAAGAUCCUAUUUCUCUUAUCGAGGUACAUGCCGUUUAUAGAUGCAGGAGUGGUUUUAUACUAUAUAUUGUUGGACGGAUCGUCUCAUGAAAAAUGGCUGACGGUGUUCAAGCUUAGUGGGACCUUGCGUCCUUUACUCCGUCAGACUGACAAUCCGACUCAAGUCCUAUUGACGAUAAGAACAUGGGCGGUAUGGGGCAAGGAUAAGAGACUCACUAUCGCCCUUCCGAUCCUUUACGUUGUGUGUAUGGCGGGUGUGCUCACGUCGUUGAGGCUCUUCCUUCCUACAGUCGGUUUCAUCCCGCCUCCACGCGAUGCUGGUGCCCAGUCGGCGGGGUGCUUUAAUACCGGGGCAAGCCCUGUUUUGUUUGCUGCGUGGGUUUUUUUAAUGAGUUAUGAUGCCGUUAAAACUACUCGUCUUGGACAUCGCAGACUGGCGAAUGCUGUGUUUCUUAACGGAACCUUUUACUACCUCUACCUCUUUGCUAUGUCCGCCAUCAACGUUGUGCUGAUAUAUCCAUACGGCUACCACAAUCUGCUUUCGACGCGCGUUCUUGACGACUCGCGUCUUUUGACAAACGUCCUCUCCCACGAAAAAGAGUAUGCAAAACAGUUACAGGCACUGUUAGCAUCGUCCCAGGCAUCUCUGGCUUCAUUCACUGCCUAUGCUGCUGCGUCUCCGCCACCGACGUCUCAGACCAUCCUCAAGGUCGCAGGCAUCCUCUCUGCCACUGACAGUGCCCUCGCUGCUUAUGCAGCUGCAGUCGAUCAGUGGAGGGAGGCUAUGCGCGCCCUGCAGGCUUUAGAAGACGAGGUUGGUAAUAUUGUGCGCGAUAGAGAAAUUCUCGUCACCCGUCUUAUAAAGGUUUCGAAAUCACAAAAAUCUAUAGGUCUAACCGGCCAGCGGUUCGCCUCAUCUUCCUCCCUAGGCUCGGUAGACACCCCAUCCCCAUCGCCACAGCGCACUCGCACCAUCGCGACAUCUACCAAAAUAGCUGCUGCCCAAUCAGAAUUGCAGGCAUGCGAAACGCAUUUGGCAACCAAGGAGAACGAGCUCGCAGUGCGCAGGACCGUCGCCGUGCGUGACGGUCUGAAUGUUCGGUGUCAGGCCUUGGUCCAGUGUGGCUGGGCAUGGACUGAGCUGGGGAAAGAGGCCAUUGGCGUUCUAGAGUCUCCCGAAUUGACGGAAGACGUUCAUGGCGCCCAUCGACCACGACUCUUACACGAGUCCUUCCCGCAUCACGACCACAACAAGCCGCUUCCUCCGCACCAAGAUGAUCACUCUUCCCUGGGGCCCUCCCGGUCCGCGUCGCAGAUCCAUCUUCCGAACGGUAUGCACGCUGAGGAGGGCUCUACUACGAGUCUCUCGCACUACUCCCAGUCUACGGACACACAUAGGAUCCAAAUUCCUGCAGCCCAUGCCAUAGACAGCGAAUUGGUUAUGCCUAUGCCUGUUAUGGAUUAUUCCAGGGGACAUAAGCGAGAUUCAUCAGCGUCGUCCACCCCUCGAAUGCUAUCCCCAUUAUCUCAACGCGACUCAUGGAUGUCGGGAUCUAGCGAAUGGAGAUUCGUGACUCCCCUUCAGUCAUUUAGCGAGCUCCCGCUGCCUCAGACACCGACACCCAUGGAGGAACAACCGCCCCAGAGGCCAUUCCAAGUCUCUACAUCCCAGAGACAGUCCUUUGUCGAGAGUAACCACCGAAUGUCUAGGAGCGAGACACAGCUCUUCCUGCAGGGCCAACCUACCCAACAAGAAGUUCAGAUACAUCGGCGGUCAACGUCAGUUGAUAGGCAGACUUCUCCUGCUCCUCGUGUAAGGCCCCUGUCCCAGUCGUGGGUUGAUGUCAGUGUUCCCGGGCCGAGUUCCGCUCCGGUGAUUACUCAGGAAAAGUCGACUUCGUCGAUUUUUACGGGUGGUCCGACGUUGUUCGCGAGUGCGGAGGGGGCACAUAAUACUGUUUGGGAGAACGUGGCUGCGAAUGCUGCCGCUUCCCAACCUUUGAGGAACGAACGUCCAACUUCUGGAUCUCGAAGGAGCCCAUCACCACCAGCUGGAAGAGUAUCUCCAACUAAACGAGGUGCCUCUUUGUUCACUGGUGGACCGGCAUUGUACACUGCUACUGCGCCUGCGCCUAUUUCUGCCGAAGCUGCUGCUGCAUUCGAACCUUCCUCUUCUACUCAACCCCAUAAAUCUACAUUAUUCACGGGUGGUCCGACGUUGUACGCUGCUGCUCCUCCAUCAUUGGACACCUCAAAUUAUGCAUCCACGUCUACUUCUACUGAUUACCCCUCAUCUUCAAAUUACGCCAUCGCCUCAACAUCCACAGUCCCUCCCAGUUCAUACACAACACCCACCACACACGUCCUCUCCCGACGAAUCACAGAAGAAGAGCUUCGAAGCGAGAGCGAAUCUGGGACGGAGGGAGGGAGUUCUGUGGAUGGAGGAGAGAAGGAGGAAGAUGUGGAUGAGAUGAUUAGGGAGGGACGGUUGGGUGUUGUUGAAAAUCCUAGGUUUGGCUCUUCGCUUCCUCCUCCUGUUAAUGUGCCUCUUGCUGUGACGAGUCUGGGUCAAGCGAGUGAAGGCCAAGCUGGAGGAGCACCCCAAAUUCAAACUCAAGAGCCUCCUCCUCGAGCCAGUGUAGACGAGGCACGCACUUCUCCGAAUAAAGUAGCUGCUGGAGGCGUGUUUGGGAGACGUUUCUCUGGUUUUAGGAAUGGCCAGAAACGGGGGAGAGCGGCUUCGGAUGCUGGGAGCCAAACACAUCCGAGAAGCGAGAGUGUUGCUGUUGGGCCUCAGACGACUGAGCCCUCCCACGAAACCAAUGGGGUUCCAGUUCCAGUUUCAGUAAAUGAACCUGCAGCUCAGGAACAACAAGCAAACGAAAGUACACCGGCGUCUGUGAAGUCUUCGGCUCCUUCAUCGCCUUCAAAGAGCAAGUUUAUGGGGAGUUUGAGGUUGUUGUUUAGUGUUAAACCUCCUGUCGGGAAUGGGCAUCCUCCUGCACAACGGUCUCAGGCGCAGGAACAACCACAACAGGAACAGACGCCUGCUCAGCCCCAGGAAUUUGCGUCUAGUCAGCCCCAGUCUGCUCUAGGUCAAUCUCAGCCGCAGUCGUCUGCGCCUCAGUUAUCUGCACGUACUCAAGCUCAAUCACAAACAGCUGUAUCGAGCCAGCCUCAGCCACAGACAGUUGCAUCUAGCCAACCUCAGCCACAGACAGCUGCACCUACUCAACCUCGACCCCAGGCGCAGGUGCUCCAACCUCGUCAGCGUGCACCAGAGGGCGAAGACGUGGAAAGUGUUGCGUCCAGUGACGAUGGUCAUUUCCCUGCACCGUCCCGUCUGGUGGCUCACGACAAUCCGAAUUUAGCUGGACGAUCGAAGCCAAGGAGGGUGGAUACAGAGAGGACGACCAAUACGCUCCAUAAAUCAAACACCAAAACUAGCCCAAGCAAACCCUCCGUUCUAAGUGGCUUUUUUGGUUCGCGUAGAGCUGAAUCAGUCAAAGAUUCAUCACCGGCUAAAGUGGAAACACGAACACGAACGGAUAAGAAUGUCAAGCCGGGAUUGGGUCGUGAUGAGACGUGGUUGGUCGAUUCUAGUGAUGAUGAGGUUGGAGGACAGAGGGCUACGAUUUAUCAAGGGCAGAUGCCGAGGUCUCAUCUUGAGCCUGUUGAUCUGAGAGAGGUGGGGCAAUCGUUGGAGGCGAGGUAUAGAGGGGACCCAGGUGUUGGUGAAUCUGGGUUUGGAGCAGCUGGUGGCCCUACUCCUCUUGUCCCCACGCAAUUCCAGGAGCAAGAGUUGCUGCCACAGCAGCAGCAGCCAAAGAGGGUGGUGAAGAGGAGGGGGUCGACGGCUACUGAGACUACGAUUGGGACGCAGAGGGAGAGUGAUGCGGUUUCUUCCGGUACGGGGAGGCAGGGAGGGAGGAAGUUGAAAAAGUCGAGGACUGUUACUGAAGGUGGUGAUGGUCAUGCAAAGGGAAGAUCUGAGGCUGCUUUGGUCGGGAGCAAGAAGGUGAAGAAUGGACGGAGGAGUUCGAGCACACCCCCUGGCAAUGGUAAUGGUGUGGCUCCAGUGGGUGGUGGUGCUUUGCAGCCUCUUCCUGCUGUGCCUGUAGCUACGCCGGCGCUGCCAAAACCGAAGGAGAAGGGCGUGGUGAAAGGGGAUGAGCAUGAGGGUGGAGAUGCUGGACUUGUGAGGAGGAGGUCUACCAUUAAGAAAACGACGAAACCAAGUGUGGCGACUACGGCUGCAGGUGGUGGUGGUGGGUCUUCGACUCAUCCUGCAGCACAUGCCGAGUCUUCCAAUCCAACGGGUGGGAAUUCUUCGUCCCAUCAUAUUAGGAGUUCGUCUCAUAUUUCUGCAGGGUCUGGGCUUUCAAAUCCUCCAGCUGGUACAGCACAUCCUGCAGCUGGUAAUACACAUCCUGCAGCGGGUAAUGCCCAUCCUGCAGCUGCUGGAAGUUCUGGGCCUUCCUCUCAUGCUUCUUCUGGUCCAAGGAUCUCCCAUUCUGGUCCUCACUCCCGUGUGAGUGCUGGGCCUCCUCAUCCCCCACUAAAUGUUGCUGCUGCCGGACUAUCUCACCCUGCACAUUCUUAUCCUCUGGCUUCUAUGUCUAGUCAUCCUGGGACAAGCGCUGCGUCCCAUCACCCUGGUACGAGCGCUGCUGCGCCUUCCCAUCAUCCUGCGAGACCUGCACCUCAUCAUGCAGUAACUGUUAGCGCACAACAUCGUCCUCCACCGAUUGUCACUCCGUCUCAUCCUGCGACCAGUGCUCCUGCUCUUCAUGCCGCUACUACCUCUCAUCCCUCCACAAGUGCUCUUCCUCGUCCUGCGGUGAGCGCGGCUCCUUCUCAUCAGCCUCUAAGUAGUACACCAUCUCCACACCAUGCUGCCACCAGCACUGCACCUCCCACAACUAGUGCUCCACCUUCACGGCCUACAUCCGUCCGGGCCCACAGCUCGUCGACAACUGUGCACGUCCUUCCUGCAGGAGGUGAGCAUCCCAGUGGUACGCUCAGCUCUGGUGGCUGGGGAGGCCCUAGAGGUGGGCUUUCGAGGCAAUCAUCUGUGCUCAGUGCGUCUAGCGCGCCUAUUGGCGUGGAAAAGGGAAAAGCACAGGCCACACUUGGCCAAGGCAUGGGUGUAGGGAGAAGGGCCUCAGUUGGUGGCGUGCCAAAAGAAGGCUCGACGCCUCCAGAGGGCCAGAAACCAAAACACAAGCGAUCGUUGAGCAUGGAUCUUGGACCUGCAACUGCUCCUACUUUUGUGCCCAUUGAAAAAGAGAAGACGAGUCCUGUUGUCAAGAAAACUCCUAAAGCAGAGAAGAAGCCCAGUGCUCCGCCUCGUGGUCUAUCCCAUAUGCAAUCACACACGCACUUCCCACCAGCUGGGACCACUUCGACUUCACAGAGUUUGAUGAGCAUUGUGGAGGGUGUGGCAAGAGGCAACCGACAGUCUUGGGACACUGGGGAGGAGAGUGUGAGGGCGCUGAAGUAUACAGGGGGUAUGGAGCGACCUAUAGGGACAAUGCAGGUUGAGGUGGUCAGAGCACCUCCCAGGAUGGGAAGGGAGGCGUUGUUGGCAGAGCUUACCCCUAACGCAAAAGCUGGUGUCGGUGCAGGAUCUGGUGCUCGCGCGAGAGGUGAAGGAAUGCCAGAGGUCCCUCGUGCACCCCCUCCUGUGACGGUCACCAAACCAGGCUCGUUAUCGAUGUCAAAUCCGGAACAACUGUCAAGGGAACGUCCAAAAGCCGCUUCUGCUGCACCUACCAGACGCACAGACACUAACGUUGCAAACCGGCCCACAAAAUCCCCUCUCAGAAGUGCUUUGAAGAGUCCAAGCAGGGAUCCUUCACCUCACGCUCCUCGAGAUCCUCCAAUCGCUAUUUCCGUACAAAAACCUCAGACCAUGCCUCCUCCGGCUGCCUCCUCUGUUCCAAUCCCCCCUUCCGCAUCAGCAUCGUCUCCUGCUGCUCAAGGAACAGAGACGUUGGCCCCUUCAUUGAGCUAUACGCAGGCGAGUGGCUAUGGGAGAGGUCAAGGGCACCAGAAGAGGAAGGAAGAGGAGAGCGAUGGCGUAUCGAUCUCGUCGUAUGAGACUGGACAUGAGGUCUUUGUUCCCGAUGCGCGCGAGGUAACUCAACCCCAGUCGACGCCAAAUGGUAGCACGAACCCUCAGGUUGGUUCUUCAGAAGUGUCCUCGUCCGCUUCGGGCGCCGCCCAGCAGCAACCUCCACAGCCAACGACUGAAUCGGAAUCGACGCCUGGACAGGCUGGUGCUCCUCCACGUAGGAGGAAGAGUGUGCGCGUAUCGCUUCAACCGACGUUCUCGCCCACCCCACCCGCGAUCGACUAUGACGAUGACGAGGAUGAGGAUCAGAAGCAUGCACCGUGGAAGCCGGAAGGGAACCAGGCCAGCACCAGCCAGCUGCCCGUACAACCUUCACAGUCCCAAAGCGAGCCUAAGCCACCGAUUGACAUUCAUAAAGACAUGUGGGCAGAUUCGGACGACGAAAACGACGAGUACAAAAAUGCGAAGUUACUGCUUGCUCUUUACGCCCCAGUAUCUACCAACAAUAUUUUCGUUCUUCUGAGCAUUGUUUGA
This is a messenger RNA of Laccaria bicolor S238N-H82, 6801 nucleotides long. RefSeq lists its product as uncharacterized. The record is from RefSeq and is a predicted model, not a curated record. The transcript is spliced from 18 exons. The coding region runs from base 1 to 6801 and encodes 2266 amino acids. NCBI's taxonomy places the organism in Eukaryota, Fungi, Basidiomycota, Agaricomycetes, Agaricales, Hydnangiaceae.